AUGAGGAGCACAAUCGCCAGAUCUUGGGCAAGUUUCGAGACGCUUAGCGACGACGACCCGACAACCAGCCCCUUCAACGGAAUUGCCAGGUACGUCCGCAUGCUGGUCCCUUCACCAGUGCUCACUUCAACCCCCGUCAAUUUACUAACAUAUCUCCUCGUCCACAGUUCCAUAAUUCAAGAUGAGUACGUCCGAUGCCGAAACAUCGCACCGCGAUCCUCCGCAACGUCGAAUAACUUCAAACUAACAACCGCCACAGCUAAGGGUACCUCGAGCUUCGGAAAGCGCCACAACAAGACGCACACUCUGUGCCGUCGUUGUGGCAAGCGGUCUUUCCACAUCCAGAAGUCGACUUGUGCCAACUGCGGCUACCCUGCUGCCAAGACCCGCAAGUACAACUGGGGUGAGAAGGCCAAGCGCCGCAAGACCACCGGCUCCGGCCGCAUGCGCUCCCUGCGCGAUGUCCACCGCCGCUUCCUUAACGGCUUCCAGACCGGUACCCCCAAGGGUGCCCGUGGCCCCGUCACCAACUAG
Messenger RNA from Penicillium crustosum, 534 nucleotides. Its product is annotated as 60S ribosomal eL37 domain-containing protein. Gene Ontology annotation, biological process: translation. Gene Ontology annotation, cellular component: cytosolic large ribosomal subunit; ribosome. NCBI's taxonomy places the organism in Eukaryota, Fungi, Ascomycota, Eurotiomycetes, Eurotiales, Aspergillaceae. Bases 1 to 534 code for a protein of 177 amino acids. The transcript has 4 exons. The record is from RefSeq and is a predicted model, not a curated record. Gene Ontology annotation, molecular function: RNA binding; structural constituent of ribosome.